AUGGCCAAACGAUACACUGCAGAGUUUCUCCUCCAUCUAAGGGAUUCUCCGCUAUGCGUCAAACCUGAUAACCUACCGCCCACCGAGGAAUGGAUGGGCCCUCCUCCCGAACCUCAACAACGAACUCAGCAUCAACAGACUCGCUCUGGUCAAGCCUCUACCUUUGGCGUCUUUGAAAAGCCUCGUUCUGGCGAUAACGGUCUGCUCGAUCAGUCGAAUAGACGCCCCGAUUUCAACCGCCAUGCCUCCAAGACCAGUGCCACCAAUGCUGAAGAACUCAUGUUCGGUCCCUCCCGAACCGCAUUCUCCUCGUCUGGUCGGACCAAGGGACUGGAUACCGACAAGAACCCCCGAGACCCCGAAGCCGUCGGACGCUUCAACAAUAUCCGCACCAGCGACGGCGACCGUUUCCGCGAGAGCAGGAACGCACUGCCCCUGCGCCGCCGCCCUGACGGCCCCGACCAGGACGGCGAGGGCUGGAGCACAGUCAAGCCCCGCAAGAGUUUCGGCGCAGAGGGCGCCGAGCGCUUCCACGGUCGCAUGGGCGGCAACUUCAGGGAGGACAAGAAGCAGCCCAUCCGCGAAAAGGACGACCGUCCGCCUCGCACCUUUGACGGACUGUCCAAGGACAAGGACAUUGACGAGAACGGUCGCCCGCGCACCGUAACAGGAGCCAAGGGCGUCAAGCCCGACGCCUGGCAGGAAGGGAAACCGCCCGUAGAGGGACGCGGCACCGAUAAGCGCGAACGCAUCGACCGGGCCAAGAACUGGAGGGAGCGCGACCCAGCUGCCGAUGCCGCUGCCGACGACGAACUCGCCGGUGGUCGAUCCCACGACAAUACCGGGCGGUGGGGUCGCGACGGCCAGCGUGGCUCCCGCGACCCCGAAUGGUUCGACGAACCCGCUCCGCGAAAGGCCGAGCCGCGCACCCAGCAGGAUUUCCAGAAGUGGAUGGAGGAAAUGAAGAAGUCCAAGGGUGGCGGCGCGCCCCUCGCCGAACCCGUCUCGCCGCCUCCCGCCGACCCGGCUAUCGAGUCGGUCAAGCUGCACACCCGGUCACCACCCUCGGUCCCCGCGGGACCCGACAAGUUCUUCAUGGCCUUUGGCGGAACCAGCAGCGCCAUGGAGACGCCAGCGGCUGAGCAGCCCGACCCGGCCACCGUCUCCAAGUCCAAGCCCGCCGGCAAGUCGUCUCGGUUCACAUCCUUCUUCCAGAGCCACGACGGCGCCAAGAUGGGCGCACCUGCUACACCGUCGCAGACGGCGCAGGCUGCACCCCCUCCAGCCUCGGCACCGCCACCCCAGGACAGCAACGCCGGUCUCGGAGGCCUGCUGGGGGCCCUCGGCUCGCCCGGCGCCAACACCAACGCCCCCGACUCCGAGAGGCAGGCCUUCCAGCAGCUCCUGGCCAAGCUGCAGAAGCAGACCAAGAGCGCCACGCCCCCUGGUCCGGGACCUUUCCCGGCCCCGGGCGCUGCGCAGCCCAUGGCCGGGAUGGAAUACGGCCAGCAGAACGUCGGCCCUCCCGGCCCUCCUCCCUACUCCCACCUCCAGGCCGGCCUCGACGGACCCAUGGAAGCCCGACCACCCCCCCAGCACGCGCAGGAGAUUCUCGCCCCGCGCCCGCAGCAGCAGUCGGCCCGGCCGGAGCAGCUCCUGCAGGACCUGGCGGGACGCCACCAGCGCGUAUCGAGCGAAGGAUCGGCUCACGACGAGAACGGCACACCUCACCCGAACGCCAACCCAGCCCGCAACAACAGCAACACCGAGUUCCUGAUGAACCUGAUGCGGGCGGCGCCGGAUGGCCAGCACCGCACCGAGUCGGCCAUGCUGCGGGCGGCGCACCAGGCCCAAGCCCAAGCCCACAUGGGACCCCACCCGCCCCCGCCCCACCAAGACCGCGAUCUCGACUUCUCGCCGCACGACGGCCGACAGCAGCAGCGGCACAUGCGUCCCCCUCCGCCGCCCGGAUUCCCCAUGGACGAGAACGACUUCCGCCCCAUGCCCGGGCAGAACCCCCAGCAGCAGCAGCAGCAGCAGCAGCAGCAGCAGCAGCAGCAACCCACGCAGAUCCUCCAGCGGCCCCCGCCGCCGCCAGGCCUAGAUCAGAUACCACCAGGCUGGAUGACGGGCGCGGGCGGACCGAUGGCUCCUCCCCUCCCCCUCCCCCAGCAGCAACACCAACAGCAGUCCAAGCAGGCGCAGGCGCAGCAGCAGCGCGUACCGCCAUCUAUGAUGCCCCCACCAGGCCUACCAGGCGGCGUUGGCAUCCACUCCCUAGGCCGCAACGCCGGCAUCCCGCCAAACCUCAACAUGCCCCCCAUGUUCCCGCCCAACAUGCCGCCCAUGCCCCCUCACCCGGACGCAAUGGGCUCCAUGGGUCCUCCGCGCAACAUGGGUCCCGUACCGCCCGGCUUCUUCAACGGUCCGCCACCUCCCCCCCACGCCUUCAUGAGCUUCAACGGCCCCCCACCACACGUCGGACCUCACGUCGGUCUCGGCCCGCCACCUGUAGGUCCCCCCGGCGGUCCGGACAUGGGUUUCGUCCCCUCCCCCUUUGACGGUAGGGGUAUCCCCCAGCCUCCUAGGGGGUAUAGGUGA
Molecule: messenger RNA, 2601 nt
Organism: Geosmithia morbida
Lineage: Eukaryota; Fungi; Ascomycota; Sordariomycetes; Hypocreales; Bionectriaceae
Exons: 3
Coding region: 1-2601 (866 amino acids)
Source: RefSeq, a predicted model, not a curated record